Messenger RNA from Solanum verrucosum, 786 nucleotides. Its product is annotated as receptor-like protein 9DC3. Gene Ontology annotation, molecular function: protein binding. NCBI's taxonomy places the organism in Eukaryota, Viridiplantae, Streptophyta, Magnoliopsida, Solanales, Solanaceae. The record is from RefSeq and is a predicted model, not a curated record. The transcript has a single exon. The coding region runs from base 1 to 786 and encodes 261 amino acids.
AUGACAUGGCUAGGAACUCUUCAAGUGCUACAGGUCCUUAUAUUAAAAUCAAACAAGUUCCAUGGACCUAUAAGUACGUGUCAGACCAAGUUUUGCUUUCCCAAGUUGCGAAUAUUCGAUCUUUCCUGUAAUAAAUUUAGUGGCUCACUUUCUGCAAAAGGGAUCAAGUACAUGGAACCAUCUCUAGCGUUGGAGUUAUCUGGUAGGUCGUAUGAGGAUUCAGUGAGUUUGGUAAUCAAAGGGCAGGAUAUUGAGCUACAAAGAAUCAACAAGAUUAUGACAACCAUAGAUCUCUCAAGUAACCAUUUUGAAGGUGUCAUUCCGAAAACACUAAAGGAUCUCAGCUCACUUUGGCUACUCAAUUUAUCCCAUAACAAUCUCAUAGGUGCUAUUCCAAUGGAAUUGGGGCAAUUGAAUACGCUUGAAGCUUUAGAUCUCUCCUGGAAUCGGCUCACUGGAAAGAUUCCACAGGAAUUGACAAGAAUGAACUUUUUGGCCUUAUUAAACCUCUCUCAAAAUCAUCUCGUCGGACCAAUUCCUCAAGGUCCACAAUUCAACACAUUUGGAAAUUAUUCAUAUGGUGGCAACCUUGAUUUAUGUGGUCUUCCUUUAACAAAGAAAUGUGGAAUGAGUGAUUCAUCACAUGUUCCUCAACCAGAAGAUGAAGGCGAGUCAUAUUUUUUUAGUGGAUUUAUGUGGGAAUCAAUAGUCAUAGGCUACAGUUGUGCUCUAGUUGUUGGAACUUUCAUGUGGAAUCUCAUAACUAUAUGUCCUAUUACAUUAUAG